Messenger RNA from Solanum tuberosum (potato), 4675 nucleotides. Its product is annotated as pentatricopeptide repeat-containing protein At5g64320, mitochondrial. Gene Ontology annotation, biological process: mitochondrion organization; RNA processing. Gene Ontology annotation, molecular function: mRNA binding; protein binding. The transcript is spliced from 3 exons. Gene Ontology annotation, cellular component: mitochondrion. Lineage: Eukaryota; Viridiplantae; Streptophyta; Magnoliopsida; Solanales; Solanaceae. Bases 2216 to 4054 code for a protein of 612 amino acids. The record is from RefSeq and is a predicted model, not a curated record.
CUUGAGCUAGGCCUUGGGGGCCCAAACAUAUUUUUAUACUGAAGUUGUUCUUGAAAAACUACUUCUUCUAGAAACAACUUCUGGAUCUGCAUCUCUUUUCAAUCUUCAAGAACUCGUAUCCUUGUCCGCAGAAGCUCCAAACGUCCCCUUCCCUAAAACCUCUCCGCAAAAGCUUUCAACAAAUCCCCAAAUCAAACAUUCUAGCAGACUCGAAAAAGAUAAUCUUUUUAAUGCCAUUACCGUCAAUUUCUCACUAAAUUAGUGGAGCUUGUAAAUGCUGCAAUUUCAGCUUUCAUUGAUAUUUCCUGAAUCUUCAUCAAGCUGGCAUAUCCAGAGACCAGAGUACAUACCACUAAAGGCCUAGACGUUGUAUGCUCGCUGGCUAAACAUCAAGAGAAAUUGGAGUGCCGACUAUUCUUCACCAGGUUGUUCUUUACUUUCAUUUUUCAAAGGUAAGUCCUAAUUACAUGUCGAAGCGUAGUUUGUCAUAGACUUCAUUGACAGUACCUUGCUUUUUUCCUCUUCUAUAGAAUAAUUCCUUUUUUACUAGAUAGGUGAAAACAUGAAUCAAGUUCUUUUAGCAAGAAUGGAGUUGUAAAGAAUUUGAUUCUUCAAUAUCAUCCACUUACGGAUAUAGUAAUCUUCAUAUAGUAUUCUGCACUUUAAAAUGAUCCUGCCGAGUAGAGGCGAAGCUAGGAUUUUGAGGUUAUGAGUUCUAGAUUCUAGAAAAGACAACUUAUUGAAUUUUGGGCCAAAGCUACUUCAUUUUGUUCAAUCUGUGAACAAGCUUGUAGCUCUGCCUCUGCCUUUGCCUCUGGCUCUACCUCGGAGUAUUCUUGAAGCUAAGUUUAGUUUUUUUCCCAGUGUAAAGGAUUAGUAGUCAUUUUGGAAUGAAACAACAUGAUCAUUCAAAACUCUUAUAUCCGACCUCCCAACUUGCUCGGGUGGAGGCAUAGUCAUUGUUGUAGAGGGUUUGAUAGCCCUUUUCUAUGUUACUUGACUUUUCAAAAUUGUUGCUGUUUCACCCGUGCUGGACACGCAACUGGUGACAUUUUUGAAGAGUUCGAGCGAUAUAGCUUUCCCUAGGCCUAAAGUUUAAAUUCCUUUUACCUGUAUCAAUGGUCUAAUAUCAAAUAAAGGUGCUUGGCAACAAGUUCAGAAUCCAUCAGAAUUCAAAUUAUGUUCUUAAUGUGGACGGCAAUAGUUAUGUAUAUUUACUUUGAAUAAUCUGGAAUAAUAAAGUGUGCAUCAUGUCAUUUUAAAGUUUGUUUUGACUCCUAAGAUCAAAUUUUAUUAAUCUACAUAACGGUUUGUCCGAGAUUUCCUGAAAAACUUAAACAUCCAUUUUGUAUGUUAAACGAUGUGUUUUAGUGACUUUGAUCAUAGUUCUUAAACAAUUCGUCUGUUUGAUAUGUAAAACACUCAUCUGCGAAAACCGUGACAAAUUGUUUGAUUAGUUCCAAUAUAAGAAUUACAGUCCAAAUAUUGUUUAUGUUAAAGAAUCAUUACCUUUUAUAUUGAUGUUUUAUACUUUUGUUUUAGUUGCAGAUUCUAAAUAUAAGGAAUCAUUUUUUUCUAGCUGAAUCUAUGUAGCUUUUAGCAUAAUAUUAUCUUAGUAGUCAUAGUAUUGCUUUGGUAGUUUCUUGUCCUUCGAUUUCUGGUACUCUCUAUUGUUUUAUGUACCUUGAUUAUUGUAUUGUAACUUCUAUUCUCUUACUAUCUAUUGUUUUUUGUUAUUAUCUUAUGUUUCUUGUACUUCUGUUAUUUCUUUUUCGGGCUUGUUUUUCCUUUAGUCGAGAGUCAAUUGGAAACAAUUUUGCCGUUUCUAAGAUAGUGGUCGGGUAAGGUUUAUAUACACGCUAUCAUUCUCAGACCCCACUUUAUAAGUAUGUUAUUGUUGUUUUAUUGAUGCAGUUGCCCUAAUUUAUUGAGUUUUACAGGUUGGUCUCCAUGUAAGGCAUAUUUCUGUUGUUAGCAAUUUGCAGAAGCAAAUAACUUGUGAUGCGAUAUAAGUCAGACGGAGUAGUACCGAGCAAUUAUUGAAUAUAUAUUUGAGCAACUGGCGUUAGAGAAAUGUCUCUGCUUACAAUGAUGGAGCUUAAAUUUGGUUACUGAUAAACCAAAUUGGAGAAGCUAUCAUGACAAUUCUUGAAGAAGUUCUCGAAUCACAUGUAAUGGCUAAGUUCUGAAAUUUCUGCACUGCUCAUUUGAAGGUAUGCUAAAAAGGUCGAAACUUCUGAUUCACAUACGUGAAGAGCUAGGAUCUCUGAAUAGGAACCCUACAUUUGCAUUUUGUACUUGUGUGACUGAUGACAAGGGUGAUAAUGCUAAAGCAAGGGGCGAUGGGUCGGAGUCUGAGAAUGAAUGGGAAAGAUUGCUUAAGCCUUUUGACUUCAAACAACUCCAAAGAUCACUCAAUAAAAUUACCCCGUAUCAGCUCAAUAAAUUAUUGGCACUCCCUUUGGAUGUACCAACAUCAAUGGAGCUAUUCCAGUGGGCCAGUAGCCAAACGAGCUAUUGCCACUCAUUUGAUGUCUACUAUACUUUAAUUGAUAAACUUGGGGCUGCCAAGGAAUUUAAGAUUAUAGAUAGAUUGUUAUUACAGAUGAAAGAUGAAGGGGCAGUUUUCAAAGAGUCCCUCUUUAUUAUGAUAAUGAGGCAUUACGGAAGAGCUGGUUUACCAGGGCAAGCAACUAGAAUACUUCUGGAUAUGUGGAAUACUUUCUCUUGUAAACCCACUUUUAAGUCAUACAAUCAAGCGUUGGAUAUUCUGUUAGCCGGAAAUUGUCCCAAAGUUGCUCCAAAUGUAUUUUAUGAAAUGUUGGGGAAAGAUAUUUCUCCUUCUGUAUUCACGUUUGCUCGGGUGAUACAAGCAUUAUGUAUAGUCAAUGAGGUAGACUCUGCUUGUUCACUUCUCAGAGACAUGACAAAACAUGGGUGUGUACCAAAUUCAGUGAUUUACCAGAUUCUUAUUCAUGCACUUUCAAAGUCUAAUCGGGUAAAUGAUGCGUUAAAACUUUUGGAGGAGAUGUUUCUUAUGGGUUGCAUACCCGACGUCAAUACUUUCAAUGACAUUAUCCAUGGGCUUUGCCGAGCUGAUAGGAUUCAUGAGGCUGCAAAACUGGUUGAUCGGAUGCUUCUUCGAGGUUUCACCCCCGAUGCUAUAACUUAUGGAAUUCUGAUGCAUGCUUUAUGUCGAACAGGGCGAGUAGAUGAAGCAAAGGUUCUUCUCAACAAAGCACCUGAACAGAAUAAUGUCCUCUUUAAUACGUUGAUCAAUGGCUAUGUGACUAAUGGACGAGUUGAUGAAGCAAAAACCAUUCUGAAUGAGAACAUGUUGAUUAAAGGUUAUCAACCAGAUGUUUAUACAUACAACAUUCUAAUUCGAGGUCUUUGCAAGAAGGGAAUUUUGUCUUCGGCUCAUGAAGUUGUAAAUGAAAUGUCAUCCAAAGGUAUCCAGCCCAAUGCAAUUACGUACACCACCUUGAUUGAUGGCUUCUCCAAGGCUGGCCGCCUACAGGAAGCUCAUGACCUUGUUACUGAGAUGUCAGCAAAAAAUCUCAGCCUAAAUAUAAUGGGUUAUAACUCUCUUAUAUCAGCUUUGAGUAAACAAGGAAUGAUCCAACAGGCAUUGGAAAUUUUUGGUGAUAUGUCGAGCAACGGCUGUAAACCAGACAUUUUUACAUUCAAUGCUUUGAUUUUAGGCUUUUGCAAGAUUGACAAGAUGGAUGAAGCUUUGGGGAUAUACCGAGAUAUGUUCCAGGAAGGAGUUAUUGCUAAUACAGUUACCUACAACACAUUGAUUCAUGCUUUCUUGAGGAAAGGUAAAACCCAAGAGGCGCUUAAGCUUGUAAAUGAUAUGUUAUUCAGAGGAUGUCCCCUUGAUGAGAUCACAUACAAUGGCCUCAUAAAAGCACUUUGCAAUGAUGGAGCAGUUGAGAGAGCAUUAGGACUUUUUGAAGAAAUGAUGAGAAAGGGAUCAAAACCUAAUCAUGUAACGUGCAACAUCUUGAUCAACGGCUUUUGUAGAAUAGAAGCGUUACAGAGGGAAUAGCUGUGCAGAAAUGGUGAAUUACAAGUUCCAUCAGUAUCAGGUUGUUGGGAGAGCUUUGCCAUCUGAAUCAGAUUAGCAUCCCAAGAUUUAUCGUAUGAAGCUAUGGGCUACCAAUGAAGUUCGUGCUAAGUCCAAGUUCUGGUAUUUUCUGAGGAAACUUAAGAAGAGCAACGGGCAGAUGCUGGCUAUUAAUGAGAAGUACCCAACAAAAAUCAAGAACUAUGGUAUUUGGCUCCGUUACCAAAGUAGAACGGGAUACCAUAACAUGUACCGUGACACCACAUUGAAUGGUGCAGAUGUACACUGAGAUGGCUUCUCGUCACAGAGUUCGCUCACCAUCACUGCAUCCAGAUCAUAAAGACGGCCACCAUUCCAGCUAAGCUCUGCAAGAGGGGGAGAGCACAAAGCAGUUCCAUGACUCCAAGAUCAAGUUCCCCUUGGUGUUCAAGAAAAUCAGGCCACUGAGUAGGAAACUCGAGACCACAUACAAAGCAACUAAGCCCAACUUGUUCAUGUAAAACAUGUGUUUAGUCGUGUGUUGAGAAGCAAAUUCUAAAUUCUGCAGUUUUGGUGCUUUAGUUUAUCUCAAAUUAGUAUUCAUUGUGUAAGAGACAAGGUAAA